This is a messenger RNA of Phytophthora sojae, 603 nucleotides long. RefSeq lists its product as hypothetical. NCBI's taxonomy places the organism in Eukaryota, Oomycota, Peronosporomycetes, Peronosporales, Peronosporaceae. The transcript has 2 exons. The record is from RefSeq and is a predicted model, not a curated record. Bases 1 to 603 code for a protein of 200 amino acids.
AUGAGCCCAAUAGGCUCCGACGACACCUCACAACGGCCAAGCCCUGCGCACGACGUGCACGAGACCGACGUCCAAGGGCUGAACGUGGCAGCAGACCCGUUCGAGUUGUUCGAGGGGACGCGCUUCGACUCGGGCGCGUCCGACCCCCAUGCAAGGGGCAGUCGGGGCUCCAGCGAGAGCUCCGAGCGCCUUUACAGACUCGAAGGACUGCUCGAGGGGAUGGCCAAGCAGCAGGCCCAGUUCAUGGCCAAUCAAGUGAAACUGCAGGAGCGGCUGCAGCGUCGCAGCGAGCCGUCGAACACGACGCCGUACGAGAACCUGUACGGCGCGUCGAGCGCGUUCACGGACUUUAUCAAGGCCAGAGACCGAAGAAUGAGAGCGACGAAUGUGCAGCAGCCGCAGCAGGCGCCGCAGCAGCAGCCGUACGUGCCGUCGCCCUCGCCGGAGCAGUUCGUGCCGCCGCCGAACUUCGGCAUCAAGAUCCCGAAGCCGCGGGACCUGGACUGGCCCGGAUUUGGGAAGUUCUCGGGUAAGGAAGUCUACCCGGGACUGGGGGCGGACUUCAAGUCGUGGGGACUGAGGUUCCUGCAGCGACUGAAAUGA